Messenger RNA from Cuscuta epithymum, 4750 nucleotides. The record is from the annotation of a GenBank genome assembly. NCBI's taxonomy places the organism in Eukaryota, Viridiplantae, Streptophyta, Magnoliopsida, Solanales, Convolvulaceae.
UGAAUUUUGAUAUAUUUUUUGUAAAAAUUGGAUUACAAAUAAAAAAGUUAUAUCACUUUAAAAAUGAGAGAUUAUUUCUCCUUCUUUUGCUCCAAAUCAGCCGUGAUGUAUAGAGUUAUUUAUUUGAAAUAACCGUGAUAAUAGGAUUUGCAUUAUCCAAUAAAAUGUUGACGUAUCAUUAGUUUUUAACUCAACUUUACUAUAUAAAACUAUAGAUCGUUACUCUUCCUGGCUGGCUGGCCUGACGCUCAAGCUCCCUCCUGCUGGACUGGAUGGCAGUCUCUCGCUGGGCUUGAAGGCAGACGGGGCGGGACUGGAAGCAGGCUCCCUGCUGGGCCAAAGGCAGGCUCCUAGCUGGUCCGAAAGUCAGGCUUCCGGUUGGGCCAGCAGGCAUGCCGUCUUGGGCUUCCGCUCCUUGAUCGGUUGGGCCAACUCGAGCUCUGGGUUGAUGGGCUAACUGAUCAGCCUAACCUAGCGAGAUAGUGGACCCGAGCUUGGGCCUCUCAUCCAUGUCGUGGCCUGGACUCACGAGUCCAAGUUCGGGGCCUGAGCCGGUUAGGCUUUGGUCUUAAUCCCAUAACUUCAUCACGAGUCUCUCACUCCCUUAGUCGAGUAGCAGGGGCGGAGGUAGCUUGAUUGGCAAGGGGGGCAUGGCCCCUCCCAACUAUUUUUUUUUCUUGGAUAAGGGUCAGUUUGGUCCUCGAAGUUGCAAAAAAAGGGUCAAAUAAGUCCUUAUAUAGAAGAUUCUGUCCGGACAUGCCAUUUGAGGUGGCUCCCGGUGGAAUUUUUUGAUGAAAUUUUUUGAGCAUCUUAUUCAUUAAGUCUAGUUUACUCAUACCAAAUUUCAGAUAAAAAUUCAAUGGGGAAGACAUUCAAAUGAAUUCUUGAAGAUAAUUGUGCCGUUAAAAGCGAUGUUAUCUUCAAGAAUUUAUUUGAAUGUCUUCCCGAUUGAAUUUUUAGCUGAAAUUUGGUAUGAGUAAACAAGACUUAAUGAAAAAGAUGCUCAAAAAAAAUUAUCACAAAAUUCCAUUGGGAGCCACCUCAAAUGGCAUGUCCGGACAGAAUCUUCUAUAUAAGGACUUAUUUGACGCCUUUUUUGCAACUUCGAGGACCAAACUGACCCUUUACUCAUUUUUUUUAAGUUAGUAGACUUAAAUAUUUUUUUAUCCCCCCAAACCUUUACGAAAGUGUUUUAAAGACUAUUACUAGUUGGCUUAGUUGCUACUUGGUGCUAUAUGUACUACGUGUCUACGUACUACGUAACUUAUUGCUACUACGGCUCUAAAGGCCCAUCGUAUUGAAAUAUGGAGACAAAGCAUUCCAAGCCCAAAAUUAAAAUAUACUAGUAUUUAUUAAAAUUAUUUUUGAAUCACAUUUACUCAUUUAAUAUAGUAAAAAGAGCCUAGGCAAAAUCUUACAUCGUGUAUACUAACGGCAGAACUCCAUUCAACUCUUGUUCGGAAAUAGUCGGCAAUUUAUUAAUUAUUUUACAUUGAAAGUAUUUUCAUUAGUUUAUUAUUAUUGACUAAAAAAAUCUAGCAUAGUUAGUUAAAUGGUUUAACUUGUUUUGUUCCUAGAUACGUAAUCUGUGAUUAUCAAUUUCUUUAACAUUGUUAACAUUUCAUAUUGGGUUAUAUUUUACAGUUACUAAUCUACAUAAAUAACUAAUUCAAUAAUUAGUGAAUACUUAACUAAAGAAACAACAUUAAUUAUUUAAAGAUUAUUACUCCCUCCGUCCAAUUUUCAGUUAGCCAAACACUAUAAUCAAGAAUGUAGAAAUUAUAAAAACGUGAAAUUACAAUAACGUAAUAUUAUAUGAGAAAACAUAGAAAAAAGUUUUUACAAUACACCUACAAUAUUUAUUGUCUUACUAUAGUAAUGACAUUAAGAGCUUAAACACUAGAAGGAUUCUCUUAUCCAUGAUUUCUAUGACAUACAAGAGUGACGUUUAUAAAUUUUAACUCACACGGUAUGAUCAUGUACUUUUGAAUAUUUUAGAUGAAUAUGAGUACAUCAUUUAAUGUUUAUUUCAUUUUUAUUUGAAAUGUUUUUUAUAUUUCAUUUCACCCCGGCCCCCUCUCCCUCAUAUCCUGGCUCCGCCCCUAUCGAGUAGUAGACUAGACCAAGAGGGAGUGGUCCAUGUCAGCUGCCAAUCUAAAAUUUAUUCACAUACCAGGGAGCAUUAAUUGUGGAUUUUGCCGAUCCCUCAAAUUAUGGAGAUAUCCUAAUUUUAAUAAAGCCCUCAAUUUUAAAAGACCCCAAAUUAUUUCCCUCAGAAUCCCAGCACUUCAGCAGUAAGCUUUCUUCCAGAUUUGAGAACCCGGGUCAGCUUUCGAAAAUUCUUGAAAUUCAUUAUUAAUUUUUUAUUAUAAUUUUCGGAUUUUUUCCCUUAAGGGUCGUGAAAAAAGAAAAAAAAUCUUUUUUUUCUUUUUUUUUUCUUUUUUUUUUCUUUUUCUUCUUUCCUUUCUUCUUAUCUUUCCUUAUUUCUUAGACCGGCGGAAAUCCACGCACAGGGGUCUUGGGAGUCGCGUCUUCUGCCCGUGACAGGACUUGUGUGAACUGUAGCCCUAGUGUCAUGAUCAAUGACAGGCUUUGACCGACGCAUCGCAGUUUGGGUCUCCCCUCACCUGAUUCCUAGUCGCCAGCGGCUGUCUUAUGCAACUCUCGGGUUGCCGAUGUCAUCUCUGAAAUCCGACAGUCGUCAUGCACUGCUCUGUGGCGACCGGCGUCAAUCUUGGGACAUGGCAGUUGUCUUGCGCUGCUCUCUGGCGAUCUGCGGCAGUCUUGAAGCAUGACGGAUGUCCCACCUCCGGAUGGGGCAUUUGGAAGGCUAAAGACGUGACCACCUUUGUCUUGCGUUGCUCUCUGGCGGCCGGCGUCAAUUCCUAGCCUGUGGAACACCCGGGUUACAGCGGCUGCAGCCGGGUCUUGAGGGAGUCAGGCAACUAUUUGAGACAAGCUAGCGCCAACAUGACUGCCCCCGUCCCCGGCGGCUGCCACUCUACAGGCAGGCGUUGCUCAGAAAACUGGCAGUUGUCCCAUUGCUGACUGGCAUCGCUCUUCCUCUAGGUAGUCAAGCCGUCAAGGGUGUUCCUCUUGUUGACGCACUCCAUGUAGGCCAACGGUUUGACUUUUUUUUUUUGUUUUUGCUAGUCAGCCCCUUCAAAUUUGACCAUACAAGAAGUGGGGCACUCCCAUCACAGAAUCGAUGGCCAAGAACUCCACUCAUAGACGCAGCCUGACGGCGAGGGUUCCCCUGAUGUUGGCGUCUCUAUGGUGGAUGACAGUACCUGACUUCCUCUGAUUGCGGUUGGCAGAUCCUUGCACGCCACCAUAAACGGCGAGCAGAAUGGUGUGAAUGGGCCGUCACCUAGGGUAGAUUGAAAACAUGGGGCAAUCAUGCAACCUGCACGGGUCAAUCGUAGCCCUGACCACGCAUGCAUGGCGAUGUUACCGAGUGGCAGGUUGAUGUUCUAUACGUGUUGAUUUUAGUUGGGCGAAUUACUAUCCAUGAGGGUCGACUCCUCAAUGUUCCAGAUAGAGUGCAUGCAACCUGUGGACGUGCCAGAUUCCGACAACAAUUCCGAUGUUUUCGAGGACCCGAGUUUUUGGUGGGACCUUGAUAAUAGUAGGAUAACGGACCUCCCUUCUCAUGUCACAGACGAGGACCUUGUCAUAGUAUACAACCUUAUUAGUGGAAAUUGUUUGUUGAAACUUUCGGUGGCUACUGAUGUAUUAAAUGAUCCCACACCCCUUACUUUGGGGUCCAUAUCUGCUCUCUGGAGCUAGGGAUGGUCGUGCUUUUGCAUCCCUUCCUGGUGUAGUUCCUCCUCCACUUCCUCUGGUUGGGGUCAGGUCAAUUAGUUCUGGUGGCUCACAUGUUCGCUGCAGCUUUUGUGGAGUGAUGUAAGAACGUGGGCAUCACUCCCACGAUUGAUUUGUUUUCUAGUUGCUUCCAAUGGAGUGCUUUCAGUUUUUUUAUCUCAGUCUCCCAGAGGCCGGUGAUGGAAGCAGAGAUGGAUUUGGGUGUCCAACCCCCACCUCCCGUCACCUCCGUUUCAGUGGGGUGAGCGUGUUCAGAAGUGUCACCGGGUCGCCCUCACCCCCUAGUCUCAAGCCCUCCAUCGAGGCACUAUUUGCAAGCAGCUUCCACUUCAUCAGCUCAUACUUAGGUGAUUGUUGUCUCCUUAGUCCAUGUUUGGCUACUUUGUAUUUCACCUUCCUCAUGCUCGUGUUUUUUUUUUUUUUUUUGCAGAUGUGCCAGAUAUGCUUGAGAAGUUUGUCAUCGGGGGCGAAUCCGAUGAGGAGGAGGCUCAACCAGUUGUCAUCCUUACAACUCCUAGGGCUGCCAUGGGGAAAGAGCACGGAGCCCCCUCGGACCGUGCAUCGCAGAUUCCGAGGAGGGUGAGGAUUGCCUUCAGUCCUCAGUCGGCCGUACCAGUGAAGGAGAAGCAGAAGAGGAAUAUCAUUGACCAGCUAGUCGACUUGGAUGGAUCUGAUGACGAGGAGGAGGAGUUUUCCCAGUUGCUUCCCAUGUGGCCCCUAAGGCCGUUGUGGGGAUAGAGCUCGGAGCCCCAUAGACCGAGAGGAGCAGGUCUCGAAGAAGGCGAAGGCUGAGGGGCUUCGAGCUAUUUCCCCGCAACAGCCUUGGGGCUACAGGGGCAGUGACAAGGCGAGGCUCCUCCUCGUCAUCGAAUCCAUCCAACUCGACUAGCCGGUCAAUGAUAUUCCUCUUCUGCUUCUCCUUCAC